AUGGUCGAUGCGCCACGCUACGUCCCCAAUGAUUUAAUUCAUCAUGAUCUGCAGAUUCCGUCGGUGGAGGAGGAGAUUUCGGAAUGGGCACAGCGAUAUAAGGGCAGAAUUGCUGAUCACCCCAACCCAUUAGCGAGAAGGAUCUUUCUAUAUUCCUUCGGAUCCGCAUUUUUUAUAUUAUUAAUCUACAUGAAUUUAAAAGAACUAUUUUCAAGUGUUUUGCUUAUUUUAUUUAACUUCUACCUCCUCAUGUAUUCCUUAACUGAUUUUCUCUAUAUUUGCUUAAUUGGAUGUAUUUUUUGUCAACUCGCCUUAUUCUGCUUAUUUGGACAGAAAAUCCAUGAAAAAUCUGAGAGAAUCUUUAUAGAUUUAUAUCUGACUAAAUGGUAUGAAAUGGAUGUGAAAGAUCAGAAAAUUCUCCUUCUUAUCAUGAAAAUGUCUCAAAAAACACUCGGAUUAAAAGCAGGUGGAAUGUACGCCAUAGAUUCAUCAAUGUUUGUGCAAGUUACAAAGAUGUGCUUCUCCUAUGCAACAAUACUUUACACAUUUUUGUAA
Molecule: messenger RNA, 555 nt
Organism: Lutzomyia longipalpis
Lineage: Eukaryota; Metazoa; Arthropoda; Insecta; Diptera; Psychodidae
Product: odorant receptor 22c-like
Exons: 3
Coding region: 1-555 (184 amino acids)
Biological process (GO): sensory perception of smell; detection of chemical stimulus involved in sensory perception of smell
Cellular component (GO): plasma membrane
Molecular function (GO): olfactory receptor activity; odorant binding
Source: RefSeq, a predicted model, not a curated record